GAUGUGUCUUUGAAAUGUUGUCAGAGGAGAAAUAUUUUGAGAUUUUUGUUUUGAUCUUCAUUUAAAGAGAAAUCGAUCGUGUAAGAUGUCAAAAAAUGACACUAAAAUUAUUUUAUAUGUCGAUUUCACCUCCAUCGCGAGCAGUUUUGUUAACUCUUCGAAAUUUAAAUAUUAAUGUUGACGUAAAAGAAAUAAAUUUGCUGAAAGGAGAACAUUUAACAGAAGAGUUUCUGAAACUCAAUCCAGUUCAUCAAGUUCCUGUACUUGCCGAUGAUGACUUCACUCUCAGUGAAUCGAGAGCAAUUAUGACGUAUCUUGUGAACUCAAGACAACCAGGAUGUUCGCUAUAUCCUCGUGAUCCAAAGAGACAAGCAAUUAUCGAUCAAAGACUUUACUACGAUGCUACUGUCGUGUUUGAAAGAAAUGCUGUGGCAAUUAGACCAGCAUAUGCUUAUUCAGUUGAUCCAGUUCCAAAAGAUAUCAAAGAUAAAAUAAAGCAAUCGAUGACAACUUUAAAUACUUUCCUUGAAAACAGUUCUUGGUUUGCUGGAUCUGAUGUGACAUUAGCUGAUUUAUCAAUAUUGGCUAAUGUUUCCCAAAUAAAGGCUUGUGGUUACAAUAUUUCAAAUCAUUCGAAUUUAUUAAAAUGGUUCAAUAAAUGCAAAGAUCUUCCAGGUUUUGAAGAAAAUCAAAAAGCAGCAGAUGAUGUUGGUAAGUUCUUCAAAUCUCAAAUUCCAAAUGGACUCGAAUAGUGAUUUGAUAUUCAUGAAUUUCAAUUUACGAUAAUUUUAUUAAUAAAAUGUAAACAAAAUGUUUAUCAGUUU
Clunio marinus is the source of this 824-nucleotide messenger RNA. The record is from the annotation of a GenBank genome assembly. NCBI's taxonomy places the organism in Eukaryota, Metazoa, Arthropoda, Insecta, Diptera, Chironomidae.